This is a messenger RNA of Monoraphidium neglectum, 465 nucleotides long. RefSeq names its product Pre-mRNA cleavage complex II protein Clp1. The record is from RefSeq and is a predicted model, not a curated record. Gene Ontology annotation, cellular component: nucleus. Gene Ontology annotation, molecular function: polynucleotide 5'-hydroxyl-kinase activity. The transcript is spliced from 5 exons. The coding region runs from base 1 to 465 and encodes 154 amino acids. NCBI's taxonomy places the organism in Eukaryota, Viridiplantae, Chlorophyta, Chlorophyceae, Sphaeropleales, Selenastraceae. Gene Ontology annotation, biological process: tRNA splicing, via endonucleolytic cleavage and ligation.
AUGGCCAGCGUACUGGACAGCAGGGCGGACACGUCACCAGAGGUCGCGGCGGCGGGCAUGGUGGUCAACACCCUGGGCUGGGUGGACGGCCUGGGCUACGACCUGCUGCUGCACGUCAUAGCGUCACUGCGGGCCGACGUGGUGGUGGUGCUGGAGCAGGACCGGCUCUACAACCAGCUGCAGUCGGCACUGGCGGGACGCACGGGGGCCAUGGGGCGGCCGCUGCAGGCGCGUGUGCCUGUGGUGAAGCUGCCAAAGUCGGGCGGCAUCGUGGCGCGCAGCACGCAGGCCCGCAAGGACGCCCGCCUGGGGCGCAUCCGCGAGUACUUUUACGGCGCUGGGGGGGAGCUGCAGCCCCACGCGCAGAGCGUAGCUGCGGAGCAGCUGCAGGUCUUCAGGAUAGGUGGGACGGCGGGAUGCUUGGGCGGCUGUUGGUGGCGGUUGGUGGCGGUUGGUGGCGGUUGA